UGGCUGCCCCUGAUGCAGAGUGUCCGGCAUAGCUCUAAGGCAGUCACACGUCACAGGAAGUACAUGCACAUCCUCAAACAGAAGCUGAUGACUGUCACUGAAUACAUUCCACCCAAACCUACGGCUCCCCCAGGGGCUCUGACCCUCCAGGUCAAACCAGUUCAGAAGGUCAGUGAAGUCCAGCGCAUGUGUUUAUAACUCAAAAACAAGCACAAGCAAUCCACCAACAUCUAUAUUUGUGCAGUGCUGAAAGGAGAGCUCCUCCAUCCGGUCAGUUAGGAAUAGUAGUGAUGUGAGCUAGUAUCGAGAUGUGGGCUGAUUUAUGAGUCCUGCUUUAUUCACAGGAAUGUGGCCUGGUGUUGCUCUUGAAGAAGGAAUUGCAGACCAUGUUCCAGGACUCUAAGAUGAUCGCUGUGAUCCAAAACAAUGCCACCAAUUCAGAGGACAUGCUGCUUCUCAAGCACAGGCUCUACUAG
Molecule: messenger RNA, 476 nt
Organism: Coregonus sp. 'balchen'
Lineage: Eukaryota; Metazoa; Chordata; Actinopteri; Salmoniformes; Salmonidae
Source: the annotation of a GenBank genome assembly